AUGAACGAUUCGCUCAUCUUUUUUGUGUUAGCGACUUUGCUGGCAUUAGUAUGUGGAACUGAUUGGUAUAAAAUGAGUUUUAUGGGAGACGAAGAACUUAGAGCAGAGAGUCCUGCAGAUGCAUUCUUCCGAGGGUGUUGCAUGAAGGAAUCUGUUAAUGAUUUUUGUACAAAUAAAAUGUGCAGUUUGAGUAGAAUCGCUGGUAUGACACAUUGGACGUUUAUGCUAAGUAUCAAACAAUGCAAACCGCAACUGAAGAAAAUUUUCAAAUGUGCUUCCAAUUACAAAAAUCAGACUCCUUGCUGUGCUGAACGUGGUGUACCUGAACAGUGUCUCAAUAUCUGCAAUGGAGAGGAGACAUUAAGAUUAAGACAGAUAGACACUUCGUGCGGGAGUUUUUCCAACACAAUUAUUAAAUGUUUCAAAGACAAUUUUCUUUCUUCGGGACCGAUUUCUGGUGUUUUAGCUGUUGCCUAA
Molecule: messenger RNA, 477 nt
Organism: Brugia malayi
Lineage: Eukaryota; Metazoa; Nematoda; Chromadorea; Rhabditida; Onchocercidae
Product: T-cell receptor beta chain ANA 11, putative
Exons: 3
Coding region: 1-477 (158 amino acids)
Source: RefSeq, a predicted model, not a curated record